This is a messenger RNA of Henningerozyma blattae CBS 6284, 924 nucleotides long. Its product is annotated as VIT1/CCC1 transporter family protein. The record is from RefSeq and is a predicted model, not a curated record. Bases 1 to 924 code for a protein of 307 amino acids. Gene Ontology annotation, cellular component: fungal-type vacuole membrane. Gene Ontology annotation, molecular function: manganese ion transmembrane transporter activity; iron ion transmembrane transporter activity. Gene Ontology annotation, biological process: intracellular manganese ion homeostasis. NCBI's taxonomy places the organism in Eukaryota, Fungi, Ascomycota, Saccharomycetes, Saccharomycetales, Saccharomycetaceae. The transcript has a single exon.
AUGACCUCAAGCUUACUUACAAAUGCAAAUAAAACACAGGGAUAUGAAUCAAUAGCGCAAGAACUAGGAAAUCAGGAUGACCAACACAUUUGUAUGCCACCACAAGGCACCAUUAAUGAAUCAGUAAAUACUGAUCUUGACAGAAAUGAGUUUAUAGCCCCUAAUGAUAAUGAUUUCUUUUCUCCAAAUGGCGGCAAUCCCAUGGGAGGCCAGUCAUUAUUAUUUCGAGUAUUUGGAAAGAUGGAUCCACGUGUUAUCAGUGAUUUAAUCAUUGGUCUAAGCGAUGGUUUAACUGUUCCUUUUGCCUUAACCGCAGGUCUUUCUUCAUUAGGUGAUUCUCGUUUAGUAAUUGCUGGUGGGUUUGCAGAAUUGAUCUCUGGUGCAAUUUCUAUGGGACUGGGUGGAUAUCUUGGUGCCAAGAGUGAAGCGGAUUACUACCAUGCUGAGGUAGGCCAUCAAAAAGCCGGGUUCAGAGAGGACCAAACCAGUGUAAAUCAUGAAGUGGAAGAUAUCCUUUUGGAAAUGAAUCCAGAAUUCUCACCAGAAACAAUAGUGUCAUUUGUUCGAGAUCUUAAAGAACACCCAGAGUUGAUGGUUAAUUUUGUUAUCAGAUUUGGAAAGGGACUAGAAGAACCUGCAGAAAAUCGACAACUUAUUAGUGCUCUAACAAUUGGUGGUGGGUAUUUAGCAGGUGGACUUAUACCAUUACUUCCUUACUUUUUUGUUGCACAUGUUGGAACAGGGCUAGUGUAUUCGGUAAUUGUAAUGAUAAUUACUUUGUUUUGGUUUGGAUAUAUCAAAACAGCUCUAGCAAUGGGUGACGAUUGUAGUGUUCAAAAGAAAACCCUGGAAGGAUUACAAAUGAUAGCAGUUGGUGGAACUGCUGCUGGAGCUGCCUGGUAUGCUGUAAAAUUAUUGGCUUAA